GCUGCCCUGACAAAAGAGCUGAAUGCCUGCAGGGAGCAGCUUUUGGAGAAAGAAGAGGAAAUUUCCGAACUGAAAGCAGAGAGGAACAAUACCAGAUUAUUACUGGAACAUCUGGAAUGCCUUGUGUCGAGACAUGAGCGAUCCCUGCGGAUGACAGUGGUGAAGCGACAAGCACAAUCUCCAUCAGGCGUUUCCAGUGAAGUGGAAGUCUUGAAAGCCCUAAAAUCACUGUUUGAACAUCAUAAAGCUUUAGAUGAAAAGGUUCGAGAACGUCUCCGUGUGGCACUAGAGCGGGUGUCAACACUGGAAGAUCAGCUGUCUGUUACCAACCAAGAGAUGACCAUACUGAAACAACAGACUUCACACGCUCAGAGGAAGACAACAACUGGAGAGAGCUCUGAGCUAGAAUUGAGAGAUAGCACAGAACUUAACCAGAAGACAACCUGGAAGCGGCUUUCAAAUGGUUCUAUUGAUGCAAACGAUGAGGUCAGUCGGGUGGUGGAGUUGCAGGAGCUUCUGGAGAAGCAGAACUUUGAGACGGCACAAGUGAAAGAGCGUGUGUCCAUGCUGUCAGCCCGCGUGGUGGAACUGGAGGAAGAUCUGGACACAGCCAGAAAAGAUCUCAUUCGGUCAGAGGAGAUGAACAAUAAGUUCCAGAGAGACAUUCGCGAGGCUAUGGCCCAGAAGGAUGAUAUGGAAGAGAGAAUUACCACACUUGAAAAGCGCUACUUGUCUGCACAGAGAGAGUCCACCUCCUUACACGACCUUAAUGACAAACUGGAAAAUGAGCUUGCAAAUAAGGAUUCUCUCUACCGCCAGAGUGAAGAGAAAAGCCGACAUAUCCAGGAGUUGCUGGAGCUGGCGGAGCAGAAACUGCAACAGACGAUGAGGAAAGCCGAGACCUUGCCUGAGAUCGAGGCUGAACUCGCACAAAGAGUAGCAGCUCUUACAAAGGCUGAGGAGAGACAUGGGAGCAUUGAGGAGCGUUUAAGACAAUUGGAGAGUCAACUGGAAGAGAAAAAUCAGGAGCUUGGGAGGGCACGUCAGAGAGAAAAGAUGAACGAAGAGCACAACAAGCGUCUGUCAGACACUGUGGACCGACUGCUGUCAGAGUCAAAUGAAAGACUCCAGCUCCACCUCAAGGAACGAAUGGCAGCUCUGGAAGAUAAAAAUACAUUAAUACAAGAAGUAGACUGUACAAGAAAGCAGCUCGAAGAAUAUCAUCUGGAUAAGGAGAGGCUGGCAAAUGAAAUCAACAAAUUGAGAGAAGAGGUGGACCAGCUGAAUCUCAGAGCAGGUGUUUUUGUAGAAAGUGUGCAUCCACGAUCUCACUUGGACAGUACCACCGAUCUGAUGUUCCCCCUCAGUACAGUCGUGGACUCUGCAUCUGAACACUACGGAUCACCCACAGUGUUACGUCGAGCUCAGAAAGGGCGAUUUUCACUGCGAGAUGAACCUAUAAAGGUCGAAACUCUCAAUCAGCAGGACUGGGAGCGAGCUCAGCAAGCAAAUGUCCUGACCAACGUGGCACACGCAUUUGAUAGUGACCCUGAAAUGUCCGACAUUAAUGAUGAGGAUGGCAAAACAAUCCUCAGCUCCACGGACUUGCUUUCACCAAGUGGACACUCAGACGCUCAGACUCUGGCUAUGAUGCUGCAGGAACAGCUCGACGCUAUCAACAACGAGAUCAGAAUGAUCCAAGAAGAGAAAGAGUCCACGGAGCAGCGAGCUGAGGAGAUUGAGCAUCGUGUGUCAAGUGGAAGCAUGGAUGGGCUGAAUUUAACCCGAAUUCGAGCUGGGACCUCCAUCCCAAAUUCCCUCACGGCCCUGUCUCUCGCCAGUUCCUCGCCACCACUUAGUGGCCGCUCCACACCCAAACUCACUCCACGUAGCUCUGCCCAUGAACUGGACCGGAUGGGCAUCAUGACACUGCCUAGUGACUUAAGGAAACACCGACGGAAGUCUCCAGCGACAAGAGACGACAGCCGUGAAGAUAAAACCACAAUCAAAUGUGAAACGUCACCUCCCUCCUCACCCAGGACCAUGAGACUGGAGAAGCUGGCACACUCCCUGCAGUCAACCAGUCAGGAAGAAGGCCGAGGCACUUUAACUGCAGAGGAGCAGGCCAGCAAUCCCAGCAGCAGUAACAGUAGCCAGGACUCGCUGCAUAAAGGCUUAAGGAAGAAAGGCAUCAAAUCAUCCAUCGGCCGUUUAUUUGGCAAAAAGGAGAAGGGACGGCUGGGCCAGUUCAGCAAGGACAUCACAUCAGGGCACGGUUAUGGAUAUUUGGGUGGCAUAUUAGAUGCAGACAUGAACAUCCAGGACUCACUGAGCCUGAGCAAGCUGGGAACGCAAGCAGAGAGGGACCGGAGACUGAAGAAAAAACAUGAGCUGCUGGAGGAUGCUAGAAGGAAGGGCAUACCAUUUGCACAAUGGGAUGGACCGACAGUUGUCUCAUGGCUGGAGCUGUGGGUGGGAAUGCCAGCCUGGUACGUAGCAGCCUGCCGAGCCAAUGUGAAGAGUGGUGCUAUCAUGUCUGCCUUGUCUGACACAGAGAUACAGAGGGAGAUUGGAAUCAGCAAUCCCCUUCAUCGAUUGAAGCUCCGACUUGCAAUACAGGAGAUGGUCUCAUUAACAAGUCCUUCAGCACCACCUACUUCAAGAACGUCGUCUGGAAAUGUCUGGUUGACUCAUGAGGAAAUGGAAAAUAUGGCAGCGAUGGCAAAAACGGGGGAUGAGGAGGGCAGUUGGGCUCAGACUUUGGCUUACGGAGACAUGAAUCAUGAGUGGAUUGGGAACGAAUGGCUUCCCAGCCUUGGGCUGCCUCAGUACCGCAGUUACUUCAUGGAGUGCUUGGUGGAUGCUCGGAUGCUAGACCACCUGACGAAGAAAGACCUCCGAAUGCAUCUGAAAAUGGUUGACAGCUUUCAUCGCACCUGUUUACAUUAUGGAAUCAUGUGUUUGAAGCGAUUGAACUAUGACAGGAAAGAACUAGAGCGCAGGAGAGAAGAAAGUCAACUGGAAAUUAAAGAUGUGCUGGUGUGGACUAAUGAUCAAGUAACUCACUGGGUUCAAUCGAUUGGGCUUCGAGACUAUGCAAGUAACAUUGUUGAAAGUGGGGUGCAUGGAGCAUUGGUUGCCCUGGAUGAAAAUUUUGAUUACAAUAGUCUGGCAUUGUUGUUACAAAUACCUACACAGAACACCCAGGCAAGACAAGUCUUGGAACGAGAAUUCAACAAUUUGUUGGCCUUAGGAACUGAGCGGCGAUUGGAUGAUGGUGACGAGAAAGGUUUCAGGCGUGCCCCAUCAUGGAGGAAACGCUUUCGACCACGUGGGGUUCCUGGCAUCACCAUGGUUGCUGGGUCUAUAAAACAAGUACCUGGGAGCUUCAGGGUGACAACCAUGGCUACCCAUCCCCCAUCACUACAGCAGAAGAAACUGCAGCCAGAAGUGCAUUCCCACUACCUGUAUGGACACAUGAUCGCUGCCUUUCGGGAUUAAUCCACUGCCAUCUCUGUGAGAUCAACCCUGGAAAUCAAAUGUACUUGCACAAUAAUUAGAAGGCACAGAUGGUUUGAAUGUACAUUGACAGUUUAUUUCAAAAGUUUAUUUCAGUUUUGAGAAAAAUGUUACUCUAUAAUUUUAUUGAUGUCGUAAUUACUUCCUUUCUGUAUUUAACCUUAAACAAACUGGCCGAGUGGCCUGACAAUCCAUUUUCAAGAGCUUUCAGUAGUAUAUGGUUCUGGUACAGUCGGUCACAUUUUAUAAUCACAAUACAAUCGCUAUUUUGUUGGUCAGAGCAGUUUUUCUUCAGAGUAUAAUAUCUGCUGUAUGUAUACAUCUGGCCAUGAAUUAAUGUUUUUUAAUGUAAAUGUAAACAUAUAUGGCUGACCGUGACAGCAUAUUUUAGAUAUUGAGGUUUAAAGUCUGUAGAUUAACCUGAAUUCUGUCUUAAUCGUUGACAUUGCUGCCAUUUUUACUCUGCCAAUAUCUGUCAAGGAUACCACCUUCUGUUCCUUUGAUCGAGCAAUUGUUCAUUUUUACGAAUGAAGUGUGCAAUUAUUUGUCUUGCCUUGUAAAUUUGUAGCAUAUAAAACAUGACUGAAGAGUGUGUCUAAUAAUUAUUUUGGACUAUUUGUGGAAACUACAGAUACUACGAAUGACACAUUGUCAUUAUGUGCAAGAAUCAAUUCUCAAUUUGACAUCAGUUCCCAGCACCGGAAACAUAACUCCACAAAACCUUUUUACAAAAGUUACUGACUGACUCCUGAUAUUCCUGCGGCCUGGUGUUCACACAGAGACUUACUGCCCUUUUAGCUUUUCAUAAUGAAGCCCACCCCAAGUCGCACAGGGGUGUUUGUGCACAAUAGGUUCUGAUCUUGCCAGUUAAUUUUCCAGAUGACAUACCCAAUGAGACACUUUGUCCCCCAUUAAUCUCUAAUUGUUGUAUUAUCUACAGACCUGGUUUCAAAAGACAAUGUUUUAAAUCGUGCAGCAGAAUUGUGAUGCUUUUGUUCAGAUGUUACAAAGCAGCCUCGUGCUCAAAGGGUUAAUGUUUCACUUUUUUAAAGAAAAUAAUAUUUUAAUAUUGACCGCAUUGGUUUUCAUCUCUUUGUGAUCUGGAUCACCCUGAAAGUGGUGAAAUUACGCUAGGAGCGGCUUCCAGAGUUUCAGGGUUUGAAGAAAAUUAACCUAUAAAAAAUCUUGCAUUGCAGCUUUUGUUAAAGCAACAUUCAAAAAUUAGCAUUUGCCAUUUCUCGCUGCCCUUAAAUGGUGUCCCCUACAUCGUGACAAUCUUGCUGUGAGAUGAAGAAACAAUGAGACAUACAAUCCUACCUUCCUGAUCAGAAACUACACUGUUUAAAGUGCCGACAGCCCAUGCAGCUCGCUAUUAUGUGACUGUGUUUCACAAUUACAACUGUUACCAUCAAAACAACACUUUUUUUCAAUCUAUCCAGAUAUUGCAUUCAGCCACAUUCCAUUAGGUGUGUUAAAUAAACUACUCUUUUUGUUUGGCUUAAACACUGCUGCUCACUGACAUUUCCCCUCUCGUUCCUUUGCCAAUUAUAUUACAUCUGUGUCCCCUGGUUACUGAUCCACCUCCCAAUGUAAGGUUUUGGGAAAAAACAAAUUGUCAGGUUUAGUUUUGUUGUCUGCUUGAAUACGGGAACAACAUCUGCUUCCAGUGGGUUGGAACCUCCCCAAGUCCUGGUUGACUCCCUCAUGAUGUCUGUCAGAGCUGCACAAUCUCCUGCCAUGUCUCCGAGGUCCCCUGGGUACAGGUCAUCCGUCCCAAGGGAUUGGUGGGUUUCAAGCCCAUUGAGUCCAAAAUCUCAGCUCCACUCCUGUUAAAGCCUUGGUGUUCAGUGUCCUCCCUGGUAAAAAAAAAACCUCCAGGAAAUAGUUAUUUAUUAUGUUUGCUAUCUGCUGCUCAUUCUCUUUUCAACCCUAUUCGGGAUUUGACACUUUCCCUGACUGCCCUCUUACUGUUAUGAAAAUUAGCACGUUGUUUGCAUUAGCUGCUGUGUCCCUAACCGGUUCUCUCUUGGCUUCCCUAAUCUCUUUCUAACCCCUCUCUGGACAGUCUUGUAUUCUGCCCAACGGUCGCCCUCUUCUUUCUCCCUACAAACUUUGUAAAUCUAUUUACCCAUUUUAGUACUUUUGUUUCAUUUCCACCUAUUGCACUCGGGUAUAUACUUGUGCUGUGUGCACUGCAGGAUAUUCUUUACGGACAUCCAUCUAUCUUCAACUGAUUUGUCCUUGACCUCAAUGUCUCUGAGCUCAGCUCUCACACCCCUGAAGUUUGCCUUCCCUAAAGUUGUACACCAGAGUUUGAUUGGGUGCUGGCGUUGUUUCCCAAGUUAAACUAAAUUGAGCCACUAGUGGAUCAACUACAGGACUUCCACUUCCUGAAUAGUGCCACUCUAUCCACAUACCUCUCGAUGGGCCAGCUGGACUGGCUCUUCUGCGCUGUAACUUUCUAUGAUUCCCGGACAUGGAAACAGAGAGAGAGAGAGGCAAUGAAUACAAUUUGGGAAGAUCAGACAAUAGGGGAUUUGGGAAGAUCAGAUACUGUAGUUGAUCCACUGAAUGUGGAUAUAGAAUCCCCUUUUAUCUGA
Callorhinchus milii (elephant shark) is the source of this 6119-nucleotide messenger RNA. Its product is annotated as liprin-alpha-4. Bases 151 to 3501 code for a protein of 1116 amino acids. Gene Ontology annotation, cellular component: presynaptic active zone. Gene Ontology annotation, biological process: synapse organization. The transcript has 29 exons. Lineage: Eukaryota; Metazoa; Chordata; Chondrichthyes; Chimaeriformes; Callorhinchidae. The record is from RefSeq and is a predicted model, not a curated record. Gene Ontology annotation, molecular function: protein binding.